CUGGGGAGUUCAGUUGUCACAUGACCCGUUCUUUGGCUGUCACAUGACAAGGAAGAGAGAGCCCGCUCGGUGUGGGGUUUAGGGGUAAAGAUGACAUCGGUUAGGGCAGUCCAUCCCUAUCCGUCCUCCUCGGUGACCAGCAAUGACCGGACCAGCUACCUAGGGGCCCGGAUUCCGCCGGUGGUGGAGGGUAUGGCCAGACAUCUGAAAGACCUGGACAAGGAUGUCUUCAGGAAGAUUCUGAAGGCUGUUGUUGGCGCUCUUGAGGGCAAGGACAGCUCCGACUCAGUGAAGGCUAUACAGGAAACUACCUCCAUAUCAGAAGAACAACUCAGCUUUGUCAUCUCGGGCUCAUACACACUCUUACGUGUGGCAUUCAGACUGUCAGCGUCAACGCUUAAGCAGGAGGUUUUCAAAGAAGAUCUGAAAGAGCUCAGAAUCCCAGAUGACUUUAUAGAAGACUUUUCUAACACUGUGUAUGGAAGCAGGCGACCAGUUCUUGAAGAUGCUGCUUUGAAACAAAGCAUUAGAUUACCAACUGUAGAAGAUAUGAGAUGGAGAGUGGAUGUUGCAAUUUCCACCAGCUCUCUUUCCCGGGCACUGCAGCCAUCCAUCCUAAUGCAGAUGAAGCUUUCCAAUGGAGAGUCCCAUCGUUUCGAAGUUCCAGUUGCUAAAUUCCAAGAGUUGCGAUAUAAUGUUGCUUUGCUCUUAAAGGAAAUGAACGAUCUUGAGAAGAAGAACAUUCUGAAAAUCCAGGACUGAGCACAUAUGAACACAUGAUCCAAUGCCAUUUCAGGCUCUCUGUGCCUACCCAGGUGUCUGGCUGGUAUCAGGCAGAUGAGCUUCAACUUUAAAUCUAAAAGGCAAAGAAAAUUGUUACACACUUUCAUUCUGUAGGCACCUAACCAGGCAUCACACAGCUGUGUAUGGAACACAUUUUUUCAUCUUUACAGCCCACUGCACACCUGCCUUCAUUGUUAGAUCUCUCUUUAUAACCAAUGAUGACAUGUAGUUUGGACACCAUGAAGGUGGUGAUGGGUUACCUUUUAGGCUCUGAACUCUAAUACAUAAGUACAUGAAAAUGUCUUUUUUGUUAGUAGUGUCUUUGUAUAAAAUUUUAAAGGUGUACUUUCCCUUCAUUUCCCCCUCUUACAUAAUAUUGUUGAUUUGCAAUGUUGUUUAAAGAGCAUUUAAUCAGCAUCAUUUUAUUUAAAGGGAACCUGGCACCAGUUUUAGGCUAGGUUUCCACACAGGUUUUU
Hyla sarda is the source of this 1259-nucleotide messenger RNA. It is a transcript of the gene COMMD5, whose product is annotated as COMM domain containing 5. The record is from RefSeq and is a predicted model, not a curated record. The transcript is spliced from 7 exons. Gene Ontology annotation, cellular component: nucleus. The coding region runs from base 91 to 762 and encodes 223 amino acids. NCBI's taxonomy places the organism in Eukaryota, Metazoa, Chordata, Amphibia, Anura, Hylidae.